AUGGAAGCAGCAGCAACCGAGGGAGCGGUCGGGCUGUCGGAGGCCGGGGACGGGAGCCCGCUCUCCGGGGCCGCAGCAUCCGAUGAUGGGGACACGGUGGUCGGAGUGAGCUACGGGAUGGACGCCGCCGACAUGGAUGCUGCUGCUAAGAAGGCCUUCAUCACAGAGAUGCCCUCGUCCUCAGGCCUGCCUGGUCAGGGAAAGAAGAUGGGUCACAGAGGGGUGGAUGCAUCCGGAGAAACUACUUACAAGAAGACCACCUCCUCGGCCUUGAAAGGUGCCAUCCAGCUGGGCAUCGGUUACACGGUCGGCAACCUGAGCUCCAAGCCCGAGAGAGAUGUGUUGAUGCAGGAUUUCUACGUGGUGGAGAGCAUCUUUUUCCCCAGUGAAGGGAGCAACCUCACUCCAGCCCACCAUUUCCCAGACUUCCGCUUCAAAACAUACGCUCCCGUGGCCUUCCGCUACUUCAGAGAACUGUUUGGCAUCAGGCCAGAUGACUACCUGUACUCCCUGUGUAACGAGCCCCUAAUUGAGCUGUCCAAUCCUGGAGCCAGCGGUUCAGUCUUCUAUCUCACAAAGGACGACGAGUUCAUCAUCAAGACUGUGAUGCACAAGGAGGCUGAGUUCUUACAGAAACUGCUGCCUGGAUACUACAUGAACUUGAAUCAAAACCCUCGCACUUUGCUGCCCAAGUUUUUCGGUCUCUACUGCGUCCAGUCAGGCGGGAAAAACAUCCGCGUGGUUGUGAUGAACAACGUCCUGCCCCGUGCGGUUCGCAUGCACCUCAAAUUUGACCUGAAGGGCUCCACCUACAAGAGGCGAGCAUCAAAGAAGGAGAGGGAGAAGGCCAGGCCAACUUUCAAAGACCUGGACUUCAUGCAGGACUUGCAGGACGCAUUGAUGCUGGACGUGGACACUUACAACGCACUCGUUAAGACUCUACAGAGAGACUGCCUGGUGUUGGAGAGCUUCAAGAUCAUGGACUACAGCCUGCUGCUCGGUGUUCACAACAUGGACCAGGCGGAGAGGGAGAGGCAGAUGGAGGGCGGCAGUGACGAGAAGAGGCCCGUGGCCCAGCAGAAGGCCCUGUACUCCACAGCCAUGGAGUCCAUCCAGGGAGGAGCCGCCUGCGGAGGGUCCAUCGACGCUGACGAAACGAUGGGCGGUAUCCCAGCUGUCAAUGGAAAGGGAGAGAGACUUCUUCUUUACAUCGGGCUCAUCGACAUCCUGCAGUCCUACAGGCUAAUCAAGAAACUGGAGCACUCGUGGAAAGCUUUGGUUCACGACGGGGACACUGUGUCGGUCCACCGGCCUGGCUUCUAUGCAGAUAGGUUCUUCAAGUUCAUGAGCAACACGGUUUUCAGGAAGAGUUCCUCUCUGAAGUCGUCUCCAUCUAAGAAGGGUCGAGUGUCUUUGAUGGUGCCUAAGUGCACUGGUCCUGGUGCAGCCUGGUCAGCCAGCCAGCUGCCCUCUGAGAGGGAUGAGAACAUCUACGACCUGAGAGGAGCUCGGAGCUUCCCAACGCUGGAUGACGAGGGCCGACCAGAUCUUCUUCCAUGCACUCCUCCAUCAUUUGAAGAAGCCACCACAGCAUCAAUCGCCACCACUUUGUCUUCGACCACCUCUCUGUCCAUCCCUGAGAGAUCCCCAUCUGACACAUCAGAUAACGCCCGCUACAGGUACACACACACACACUCUGUUUCCAGGCGACACACCCAGUCUCUCACCCAUGAUGGGAGGACCCAGGAGGAGCUGCGUGUGCGUGAGGAGGAUCAGCAAACCAUCACAGUGGAGGUGGAGUUGAAGAGACACGACAGUGAGCCCACCAUCUCUGUUCCACAACUUUCACCUCAACUCAGCGAGGUUCAGGAAGUAGCCGACGCCGAGGCUCCGGAUGCCGCAGAGCCUUCCACCUGUUCAUCGGUACCUGAAGCAGCCCCAUCGUCUGCCCCAGCUGCUCCCUCCUCUCCUGGGGCAACUGAGGAAGCUGCAUCCAGUCCCAAGGUGGUGGUGGAGGCGGACCGGGCGAGCCAGGUGUCUGGCUCGGGCUGCACCAGCCAGGCUUCAGUUGAUGAUGACGAUGAUGUGCCAAUCACAGAUAUCUACUUUUAAGCCCUGUUCUCCGGCAGAGAGGAGCGGACGUCUCAGUGGAGAAGACUCUUUGGUU
This is a messenger RNA of Limanda limanda (common dab), 2167 nucleotides long. It is a transcript of the gene pip5k1ca, whose product is annotated as phosphatidylinositol-4-phosphate 5-kinase, type I, gamma a. Gene Ontology annotation, biological process: phosphatidylinositol metabolic process. The record is from RefSeq and is a predicted model, not a curated record. Lineage: Eukaryota; Metazoa; Chordata; Actinopteri; Pleuronectiformes; Pleuronectidae. Bases 1 to 2112 code for a protein of 703 amino acids. The transcript is spliced from 17 exons. Gene Ontology annotation, molecular function: phosphatidylinositol kinase activity.